CCGGAAAUAAUUCGUUUUAACAAUAGAUCUUAGGAUAUAAGAAUAAUCUAUCUAGAGCGGGAUCUUGCCGGAGACGGUCGGGUAAUUUCGCCAUUUGCGCAUACAUAUGUAAACGGUCCAAAUGCCUAUAUAUCUCCGAAUAGAGACAAGUAAAGGCUAAUUACUGUUUCUUACCUUUGGUACCUUUGGUAAUAAUUCCGGCUUGAAUCUCACCUGUACUCUGACCUUUUCGAAUUCUUACCUACCUACGUAAUAUGCUCCCCCGGCCUAUGAUGCAUCAAGGUCUUUCGAAAGAUAAUUAUUCAUGAGGAGGACUUGUUAAGAAUGCGCUGCUAUUCGCUUCGCACUCCUCCCGUGCGACGUUUCUCUGCCCAGAUCAUUGUAAGACUUCAGCCAGGACGCCACAUAUGCACUCGAUGCUUGAUAACGAGGGCGGGUGAAAGUCGACGAAACACGAUCAGUUCUUCUGCAGCCAGUCGCAAGCCAUCGUCCGCCAUCUUGAAAUGGCCCGCUCUCUCGCCAAGCGCAUCCAGACGUUUUGCGACCGUUGCGACACCCUCUUUAGAGAAUGCUCGCAUACCCGAUGACCAUGGCCCGAUUCAAGAAUACGAUCGGCGAGUGCAGGAAGGGCGCCUCCGAGAGGACCAGCACCAACGCGGGAUUAUCCAGAAUUUGCAAAAUUUACACGACGAACUAGUUCAUUACCGAGCGCAACCCGUUGUGCGCCCGAACCUCGAGACUCUAAAACCGACCAAAUCAUUAUUUUCGUGGUUCGGACCGAAGCCAGCCACUAGAGCCAUACAAGAUAUCCCAGCCAAUCUGCCGCGAGGAUUAUAUUUGUACGGCGACGUCGGGAGCGGGAAGACUAUGUUGAUGGACCUCUUCUACGACACAUUGCCCAGUUCCGUCCAAUCUAAGACCAGAAUACAUUUCCAUAAUUUUAUGCAGGAUGUGCACAAGAGGUUGCAUAAGAUGAAGAUGACGCAUGGAAACGAUAUAGACGCAGUCCCGUUUGUAGCAGCAGAUAUCGCAGAGAAGGCGAAUGUUCUGUGUUUCGAUGAGUUCCAAUGCACUGAUGUAGCCGAUGCGAUGAUCCUACGAAGGCUUUUAGAGGCACUAAUGUCCCACGGAGUUGUUCUCGUGACGACAUCAAACCGAAAUCCGGAUGAGUUAUAUAAAAACGGGAUUCAGCGCGAAUCCUUUAUUCCGGCGAUCCACCUUCUAAAGUCGCGGCUGCAUGUCAUCAAUCUCAACUCCCCUACCGAUUACCGCAAAAUCCCCCGGCCGCCGUCCGGGGUCUACCACACGCCGCUCGACAACCAGGCGGCAUUGCACAUAGAGAAGUGGCUCCGGUUUCUUGGCGAUCCCGAUGCGCCAGAACCUCACCCAGAAACACAAAAGGUCUGGGGCCGCGACAUCUACGUUCCGAGAGUUAGCGGCCGCUGCGCUUGGUUCACCUUCCAAGAACUGAUUGGCCGUGCGACAGGCGCGGCUGAUUACCUCGAGCUGAUGCGCUGCUACGACGCGUUUAUCAUAUCUGACGUGCCCGGCAUGACUUUCCGAGAGCGCGAUCUUGCAAGACGCUUCAUUACGUUUAUAGACGCUGUCUACGAAUCCCGCGCCAAGCUCGUCCUCACCACGGCCGUUCCUUUAACGGAAUUAUUCAUCUCGCCCCAGGAACUGCGGGAGUCCCUGAAAAGGGAUGGAAAGCCUAUAGACGACGACGAUGACGAAUCGACUAGCCACGCCAUGCAGCACAUGCUCGAGGACGUGGACAGUAACAUUGACCAGUUAAAAAACUCGAGUCUGUUCUCCGGCGACGAAGAGCGCUUUGCAUUUGCGCGAGCGCUAUCGAGGCUGAGUGAGAUGUCUAGUCAAGAGUGGGUUGAGCGCGGUAUGGGUCUAGAAAGUUUAGGGGGCAAAAAGGAGAGGGGACGACUGGGCAAAGGCCCGUAGCCGACAGAUGGAGGAUAGUAUGUGAUGCGAUAUGGAUUAGACAGGAUCUUGUCCUACUGCACACUAGCAUAGUUUGGCGUUUAUUCCUGGCUCGACGGUUUGUUACGGGACGCAUAGAAUGGCGGCGAGUGGGCUACAGGUUUGUGGCUAGAGUGCUUGAUACCUACUUACAUCGUAGAAGUCACUUAUUGCUAGAUUUUGCGCUAAGAUAUACGAGAUUCGUGGAA
Daldinia decipiens is the source of this 2183-nucleotide messenger RNA. Its product is annotated as AFG1-like ATPase-domain-containing protein. The transcript has 2 exons. Gene Ontology annotation, cellular component: mitochondrion; cytoplasm. Lineage: Eukaryota; Fungi; Ascomycota; Sordariomycetes; Xylariales; Hypoxylaceae. The coding region runs from base 325 to 1956 and encodes 543 amino acids. Gene Ontology annotation, molecular function: ATP hydrolysis activity; ATP binding. The record is from RefSeq and is a predicted model, not a curated record. Gene Ontology annotation, biological process: protein quality control for misfolded or incompletely synthesized proteins.